This is a messenger RNA of Anisakis simplex (herring worm), 216 nucleotides long. The record is from the annotation of a GenBank genome assembly. Lineage: Eukaryota; Metazoa; Nematoda; Chromadorea; Rhabditida; Anisakidae.
AUGGAUACUGGCAAAUACGUGUUUGGAGUGAACGAUACGCUGCAAGCGCUCGAUAUGGGUGCUGUGGAAACGUUGAUCUGCUGGGAGAAUUUGGACAUCACGCGUUAUCGACUUAAAAAUCCGGCGACAGGAGAGGAGAAGUUACUGCAUUUACGACCGGAUCAAGAGAAGAACAAGAAUCACUUCACUGAUCCAGCGGUUGGUUUUGUUUUGUGA